ACAUCAUCAAUCAGUUUCAACAAAGUCUGGAAAUCCUACUGUUGCACCCAAAUAAAUAUACUACUCCAAAACAAACCCACCGGUGACCUAACCAACGAUUAAAUACUCUAUUCUUUCAAUUCAUGCUUCUUUGGACUACAAUUAAGCCCAAUUCUUGAUAGUGAGUUGCCCUGAUGUCUCAGCCACUUUCUAUUCAUCUGCGUUUCAAAGAAAAUUACUACUGGGUUUGGAUUUUUACAUAGUUUACAAUUAUAUACUUACGCGCUGUGGAGCUGGGGUUUUGAAGAAGCUUUGUCUUUUUUUAAGGGAAAUAUGAAGUUGUGCCCUGUCUUCAACUUCAUUUAGCAGGGUGGUCACAUUCGAGUGGUCUAUAAAUUAUCGAUAAAAGAAAGGAUCAAUAAAACCUAGCACUUGACUUGAUUCUGCAGUUCCUCCCAACUUACCACUUUGGGCAGUUUAAUGUCUUUCCGCAGUAUAGCUCGGGAUUUGAGGGAGAGUUUUGGCAGCCUAUCGCGGCGGAGUUUUGACGUGAGGUUGCCAGGACAUUAUAGGGGGAAAUCACAUGGUUCGUUCAAUGACUUGAGUGACCAGCCUUUGGUUAUUCAGAACAGUAGGUGGGCUAAUCUGCCGCCUGAGCUCCUUUAUGAUGUAAUUAGAAGGUUGGAGGAGAGCGAGAGCACAUGGCCCACCCGGAAACAUGUAGUUGCGUGUGCAGCUGUUUGCCGGUCUUGGAGGAGCAUGUGCAUGGAAAUAGUUAAAAAUCCAGAAUUUUGCGGAAAACUUACUUUUCCUGUUUCUCUUAAGCAGCCAGGGUCACGUGAUGGGACUAUUCAGUGCUUCAUCAAGCGAGACAAAUCUAAUUUAACCUACCAUCUGUUUUUGUGUCUCAGUCCUGCUCUGCUAGUUGAAAAUGGGAAGUUUCUUCUCUCAGCUAAAAGAACUCGGAGAACAACUUGUACAGAAUAUGUUAUCUCUAUGGAUGCAGAUAACAUCUCCAGAUCAAGUAGCACAUACAUCGGCAAACUAAGAUCAAAUUUUCUCGGUACGAGGUUUUUGAUAUACGACACACAACCUUGUUCCAACGUCCCACCACCAGGGAGGUCGAGCCGCCGAUUCUACUCCAAGAAAGUAUCUCCAAAAGUGCCGACAGGGAGUUACAACAUAGCUCAAAUCACCUACGAGCUGAAUGUGCUUGGCACACGCGGUCCACGGAAGAUGAACUGCAUUAUGCACUCGAUCCCCGCCGCGUCCAUCGAACCUGGUGGCAUGGUGCCCGGCCAUCCGGAGCUUCUGGCAAGAUCCCUAGAGGACUCAUUCCGAAGCAUCUCGUUCUCACAGUCUCUAGACCACUCCACUGAAUUCAGCAGCACGAGAUUUUCCGAGAUGGCCCGCUUGUCGAAUGAGGAUGAUAAUAGCAAAACGCGGCCGUUGGUUCUGAAGAAUAAGGCUCCCCGGUGGCACGAGCAGUUGCAGUGCUGGUGCCUCAACUUCCGGGGAAGGGUGACAGUUGCAUCCGUGAAGAAUUUCCAGCUGAUUGCUUCGACAGAAGCAGUUGCUGCUAGCGCCGCCCCGACGACUUCCCAGCCGGUGGCCUCGGACCAGGACAAGAUAAUUUUGCAGUUUGGUAAGGUUGGGAAGGACAUGUUCACCAUGGAUUAUAGGUAUCCAUUGUCUGCAUUUCAGGCAUUUGCAAUCUGCCUAAGCAGCUUUGACACAAAACUAGCUUGUGAAUAGACGAAAUUAUCCCUGGCUUGAUUCUACUGAACCGAACUCCUUGCACGUGUGAGAAUGAGAUGGUGUUUGUAGCUCUGUCUUUGUUUGUGGAUAAAUGAUUUUCUCCAUCUUUAUUUAGGGAGGAUGAUGACGAUUGUUAGUUUGUAUUUUAUUUGCCACCAUAAUAUGAUUCCCAGCUUGCUAGAAAUAAGACUUCUUGAUUCAAGACUUAA
Salvia hispanica is the source of this 1946-nucleotide messenger RNA. RefSeq names its product tubby-like F-box protein 8. The record is from RefSeq and is a predicted model, not a curated record. Gene Ontology annotation, molecular function: protein binding. NCBI's taxonomy places the organism in Eukaryota, Viridiplantae, Streptophyta, Magnoliopsida, Lamiales, Lamiaceae.